Messenger RNA from Cavia porcellus (domestic guinea pig), 1987 nucleotides. RefSeq names its product maestro (gene Mro). The transcript is spliced from 7 exons. Bases 426 to 1169 code for a protein of 247 amino acids. NCBI's taxonomy places the organism in Eukaryota, Metazoa, Chordata, Mammalia, Rodentia, Caviidae. Gene Ontology annotation, cellular component: cytoplasm. The record is from RefSeq and is a predicted model, not a curated record.
GAAGGAAGAAUAUGGGAGUGGUAGUGGCCGCGGGAAGAGAAACAGCUCAGCACACUGCAGGGACUCCAAGGGCACGGGCGAUGGCUGUGGGGUUUGCAACAACCUUGUCGGUAUCCUCGGAGGGCAACUCCCUCCCCCACCUCUUUCCUAGCGGCCAAACCCACACCGAUUUCCCCCAUCGUUCGAGUCUCACUUUCCAGCACUCUACGCUGGCCGGUUACUCCAAACUGACCCCCCUUCAUCUUCUCAUUUGCCUUUUUGUGUGUUAGGAUUUCAGGGCUGGGGAGAGCUAGCCGUGUCAUUACAUCUGGCCGCCACCCGGGGACAGCAGCCCUGUGAGCACCGAGCACCGAGCACCGAGUACCUAGCAACCGGGACCGCGCACCUCAGCGCUGCGUCACGUGACCGCCCGGGACAGCAGUUCCAUGGACCAAACACAGAGACUCCUGGGCCAGUCCCUUUCCACCCCUACUUCCAAGCCUAAGAAGAAAAGGACAGCAGUGAUAUCUUUCUUUUCUAAGAUUUCUUGGAAACUGAGGUUCCAGAAGAGGGAGUCUUUGAAGAAUGUCUUUUUCAUCUUGGCAGAAAGAGCCCGGGACCCCAGUGCUAAAAAGCGCUAUCUGGCAAUGAAAGGCCUGGGCACCAUGGCCAAUGAAGCCCCCAACCAGGUGAGAAAGUACAAGAAAAUUGUGCUAGACCUGCUGGUGCACGGAUUGUACGACCCUGUGAGUUCUGAAGUCAUCCAUGAGAGUCUGAAGGCUCUGAGCAUCAUCCUGGGCAAGAUCCAGGGAAAAAGUUUGGGCUCCUUCUUCAUAGACAUCACCCUUCAGACCAGGAUUUUAUUGGAUGAUGAGAACGACAAUGUGAGAUACUCAGCCUUUGUUUUGUUUGGGCAACUGGCUGCCUUCGCUGGGCGGAAAUGGAAGAAGUUUUUCAUCAGUCAGGUGAAGCAGACACGAGAUUCCCUCCUAACCCAUUUACAGGACAGCAACCCCCAGGUUGCCAAGGCAUGUAAAACAACUGUUCGAGCCUGUUCUCCGUAUCUGAAACUGAGGAAGGAGUACAACUUCCAGAAUGAAGAAGAGCGAAGGAACCCCAAACUCUGUCGGCAGCUGAGCCACUGUCAUCCAGAGCUCCUGCAGUUCUUCUAUGCAAAUAAAAUUCUCUAAGUACAGAGGGCAGAAAAAUGGUUCCCCUCAAGUGUCCUUCUGGGGACGUCAUUGCUCUCUGUUUUUCCCCACUGAAUGCCUCGUCUGCCUGCCUUUUAUGACUAUCAUAGAAAAGAGGACGUCAGGAGAGAAACUGAGAGCAAAAAUACUACCAUGGAAUUGCACACUGAAGCUCAGCAUGGAAUUCUGAAUUGCUUUCACAUAUCUCAUUUUCUCCCCAUCCAGAUUUGAUGAGAAGGUAUAUUUUUCUUAAAAUCACUGAAGGUAUAUGUCUACCUAUGAGUUCAAUGCGUAUUUCUCAGCUAUUUCCCUCUGAAGUUCAUCUCUGUUAAUUACCUUCUAUUUCUCAUAUUUAACUUCUAUGACUUAGGCGAAUAAUUGUUACCUUGAGGUGUGUUUUUUUAAAAAUGAAUUUGCUACUGAUAUUUUGCUACUUGCUCUUGCUACCUCUUCUUGCCAUGACUUAAAGUUGGCCAAGAUACCAUGAAGAUAAUUUGCAGGGAUAUCUUCAGCUUCUCACUGUCUUAAAAACUCAUUGCCUUCAAGAUCACCUUUAAAAAGAAAUAACAAAGAAAAAAUAUCAACGGAGCACGUGUUCAACAUUCUCAGGAUGAUGAUAACUUAUGGAAUAAAAUGAUUGAGUACCAUUUAGUGAAUGUUUACAAUUUAUUAGGUAUUAUCUAAGAACUUUCAAGUAUUACCUAAUAUUCAUAACAACCUUAUGAGGUAGGUAGGUACUUUUAUUUAUACAUGAAACAUCCAAGAUGUGGAAAAAUCAAGUAAUUUGCUCAAAAUAAAUGGUGGAGAGAGAAUCUGAA